AUGGAUGGUCCUGGGCAGUGGUUCUGGACGUGGACCCUGGUCCUGGUCCUCAGGUGGAUUUGUUUGGAUGGAGCCUCGACGGGACCGCGGUUCCUGGUUCCGGUUCCGGCCUAUCUGGAGGCUGGAUCUGAGCAGCAGUUCUGUGUCAGUCUCCUUCAGCCCAAUGAGACGUUAGACGUGAGCGUCAGUCUGGAGUCUGGAGACAGGAAGUCCCUCCUCCUGCGCCGAAUCUCCGACACCGACUUCCACACCUGCACUCGCUUCCAGGUUCCGUCACUGGAAAAGGAAGAAGUGCAAAACUUUGUGGUGGAAGUAAGUGGAGAAACGUUUCACUCCAAACAAGUCACCAAAGUCAAGAUCCGACAGCAACAGACAGAGACGUUCAUCCAAACGGAUAAACCCAUUUACCUUCCAGGACAAACAGUCCAUUUCAGAGUGGUCACCCUCGACUCCCACCUCCGACCUGCGUUCAGGAAGUAUGACACCAUUAAACUGGAGGAUCCUCAUAACAAUCGCAUCGGCCAGUGGUUGGAUGAAACCACACAGAGUCAAAUACUGCAGCGUUUUUAUACAUUAAACUCCGAGGCCAGAGAAGGAACCUACACCAUCACUGUGGUCAGCGGGCACAAGAAGAAAUACCACAACUUCAGGGUGGAGAAGUACGUUUUGCCAAAGUUUGAGGUGAAAAUAAACACGUCUGCAGAAGUGAGCAUCGACCAGGAGGAAGUCACAGCUGAGAUAUGUGCAACGUACACUUUUGGACAGCCGGUUCCUGCCAGUGUGAAGGUGGACAUGUGUCGUCCUCUGCGGACUCGUUUGUCCGUCCCUGACGACCUGGAGGUCACGGCUCCAUGUUUUAAGGAAACCAAACAGACAGAUGAGCGGGGCUGCACCGUCGUCACCGUCCCCAUGUCCACCUUCACCAGACUGGACCAAAAAGUCCUGAACGAUGACCUGGAGUUGACGGCCAAAGUGGAGGAGGAAGGAACAGGUAUUGAACACUCAGGAGUUAAACGCAUCGGGAUUUCCUACGUGGUUGGACGACUGGCCUUCGUAGACACACCGACCAUUUAUGAACAAGGAUCCAAUUUAGAAGGAAAAGUUCGUGCAGUUUAUUACAAUAACACCCCCAUUCCAGACUCACCUGUGUACCUGUUCGAUGGCGACAGAUGGUCCCGUCAACUUCUGCAGAACCUCACCACUGAUGUCAACGGCAUCGCCACGUUCAGGCUCAAUAUGUCCAAGUACAGCGGCAACGCCCACCUCCAUGUUACCAAAGUGCCGUCCCCGCAGUUCUCCACUUACAGAGUUCCUUACUUCGAACCAGCAGAUAUCACUAUCUCCAUGGCCCAAGAGUCUUCUGUGGAUGAUCACACAGUCAGCUUUCUAAAGGUGAAGAAGACUGACAGGACAUGGAGCUGUGACACAGAAGACCAGCUGUCCAUCCAGUUCACGGUGGUGAAAGAGCAGCCCAGUCCCAUGGCUCUGAUGUACCUGGUCCUGUCUCGACAAGGCAUCAUCACACAAGGACAGACCACGGUCCAGGUUCAACCAUCAUCAGUGACUGAAGGUGAGGUGUCCUUUACAUUGAAAGUGCUUCCAGAGAUGGCGCCAAAGUUUGAGGUGGUGGCCUACGCCGUCCUCCCCAGCGGGUUUGUGAUCGCUGAUAAAGCUACGUUUUCCACCGAGAAAUGCUUCAGUCAUAAUGUGUCGUUGGAGUUUUCUCCGUCUUUGUCAGUUCCAGGGGAGGAGAACAUCCUGCAUUUGACGGCCAAUCCAGGUUCUCUGUGUGGAAUCAGCGCCGUGGACCAGAGCGUCCUCAUAAAGGCUCCAGGGAAGACUCUGACCGCAGACAAGAUAUUUGACUUGUUCUCCACUAGUAGAUAUAUAUCGAGGGAUGUUCAGGAUCCUGCCGAAUGCUUAGUCGUUAGACCAAAACGACACAUUGCACCCUACCCCUCAGGCAAAGACGACCCUUUUACCAUUUUCCAGAAUUUGGGCUUAAAGAUGGCAACAAAUUUGGUGAUUCGAACCCCUGAGUGCCUGAAGUAUAUGGGACAUGAAUACAGCCGACACCCUGCGGUCGUUGCCUACGGUCAGUGUCUUUGUCUCAGUGGAAACACAUGUACCAGCCUCAGUUCUGUCCAGGUCUCAUAGAGGUCUGUUUUUGGACCAGGUGGAGUUGCAUAUAGAAGAACUUUCGUAACUGGGGGGAUUCAAGUUGCUAUGGAAGGUCAUUUCGAUUCACCUCCACCACCUCCAGUAGAGACCAUCCGCACUUUCUUCCCUGAAACUUGGAUAUGGGACCUGGUGGAAGUUGGAGUGUCCGGCCGCAGGGACAUGUCCGUACCCGUCCCUGACACCAUCACCACCUGGCAGUCAGAGGUCUUCUGUCUGUCCCAGACCCAGGGCUUUGGUCUGGCCCCGCCCACACAGCUGCGUGUCUUCCAGCCGUUCUUCCUGGAGCUCCGCCUCCCGUACUCCAUCAUCCGAGGGGAGAACUUCCAGCUGAAGGCCACGGUCUUCAACUACCUGGACAGCUGUUUCAAGGUCACCGUGACCCCCACCCCCUCUGCCGACUACACCCUCACCCCCCUGUCAGGAGACCAGUACUCGUCCUGUCUGUGUGGAAAAGAACGCAGGACCUUCAGCUGGACCAUGGACGCCUCAGCCUUAGGGUCUGUGAACGUGUCUGUGACUGCAGAAGCAUCAGGUUCUGACGUCUCCUGUACCAAUGAAGUGGACUUUCCGGACAGAGGUCGCAUCGACACGGUCACAAAGUCUGUCCUAGUGAAGGCUGAAGGAGUGGAGAUGAGCGACGUCCACAACCUGCUGCUCUGUCCAAAAGGAGGGUCUUUGACAGCUGAGGUCCAGGUGGAACUCCCUCAGAACGUCAUCCAUGGAUCUGCUAGAGCUUCAGUAUCAGUGCUGGGUGACAUCCUGGGUCGGGCCUUGCAGAACCCGGACGGGCUGUUGAAGAUGCCGUAUGGAUGUGGAGAACAGAACAUUGCCCUGAUGGCCCCCAACGUCUACAUCCUCCAGUAUCUGAACAACACGCAGCAGCUGAGUCCAGGAGUCAGAGAGAAGGCCUCCACCUUCCUGAGCAGCGGAUACCAGAGACAGCUCAACUACAGACAUGAGGACGGCGCCUACAGCACCUUUGGAACCGGACGAGGGAACACAUGGUUGACGGCUUUUGUGAUGAGAACCUUCGUAAAAGCGCAGUCGUUCGUCUACAUCGACCUGGCAAAGAUACAAGAGUCCAAGGAAUGGUUGAAAGACAAACAGAAAGAAAAUGGAUGUUUUGAACCAAUAGGACGACUAUUUAACAACAGGAUGAAGGGCGGAGUCUCUGAUGAAGUCACUCUCACUGCUUAUAUCACCGCUGCUUUUCUGGAAAUGGAUAAGACGGCAGAUGACGCGGCGGUCAACAGGAGUCUGUCCUGUCUCCGAGACUCCAUGAGUGACCUGAGGAACACCUACACUACAGCUCUGAUGGCCUACGUCUUCACCCUGGCAGGGGACAUGGACACCCGAGCUCAGCUUCUGGACCAUCUGGACAAAGCUGGUCAAGGUCAAGGAGGGUUCCUUCACUGGGCUCAGACCUCGGAGGACUCGUCACUGUCUCUGUCUGUGGAGAUCAGCUCAUAUGUGCUGUUGGCUAAACUCAGCGCCUCUCCCACCGAUGAAGACCUGGGUUACUCCGCCCGCAUCGUCAGGUGGCUGACGCAGCAGCAGAACCACUACGGAGGCUUCUCUUCUACACAGGACACGGUGGUGGCUCUUCAGGCUCUGGCCCUGUACUCCACUCUGGUCUUCAGUCCUGAUGGGUCCAGCUCAGUGACCGUCCAGUCUCCCAGUGGCCAAAUGGUGUUUGAUGUGAACCAGAACAACAGGCUUCUGUACCAGGAGGGGGCGCUGCAGGACGCAACAGGGAAGUACGGUGUGGAGGUGACGGGCACAGCAUGUGCCUCAGUACAGGUCUCUGUUCACUACAACAUCCCACCUCCUAAAGCUGCCUCCACCCUCAGCGUGGAAGUGGAACCACAAGCAAACUGUGACGUCAGCACUCAGAGACCCAAACUGACCCUGACAACAAAGUCCUUAUACAGCGGCGAACACAACGUGACUAACAUGGUGAUCCUGGACUUUAAGAUCCUGUCUGGAUUUGUCCCAGACCCAGAGUCUCUGAAGGCUCUCCGAGGUGCAGUGCUGGUGGAUCGAGUUGAGCACAACAAUGACCAUGUCCUGGUGUAUCUGCAGGAGGUGAGAUGA
Messenger RNA from Sphaeramia orbicularis (orbiculate cardinalfish), 4275 nucleotides. Its product is annotated as alpha-2-macroglobulin-like. The transcript has 32 exons. NCBI's taxonomy places the organism in Eukaryota, Metazoa, Chordata, Actinopteri, Kurtiformes, Apogonidae. Gene Ontology annotation, molecular function: endopeptidase inhibitor activity. Gene Ontology annotation, cellular component: extracellular region. The record is from RefSeq and is a predicted model, not a curated record.